CAACAUUUCGACACCAGGGGUUGUCUGUUUUUUCCCUUAGGUUUUGAGGAUAUAUUUACACAUAUAUCCUUAGUUUUCUGAUAUUGAAUGACAGUCGACUCUGAAAUAUUUAUGCCUAAAAGUAAAGCGCCAAAAAUGGAUGACCUGGACUACAUCCCAGUAGACCUGAGCCCAGAGGAGCGCUCUGAGCUGGAGGACAUCCGCAGGAGGAAGGGCGUCCUGCUGCAGGAGAUCCAGAGGCUCAGAGAGGAAUUAAGAGAGGCAAUUUUGGAGGUGGAGGGACUGGAGACAAGCACAGAGGGCAGUAAAACUCUCCAGAAAAGCAGGCAUGUGGCAAUGGGAAGGAAGAAAUUCAACAUGGACCCCAAAAAGGGCAUCGUGUUCCUGGUGGAGAACGAGCUGCUGAGACACACUUCAGAGGACAUCGCUCAGUUCCUCUACAAAGGAGAGGGCCUCAACAAGACCGCUAUAGGAGAUUACCUUGGAGAAAGGGACGACUUCAACAUCAAAGUGCUUCAGGCUUUCGUUGACCUCCAUGAGUUUACGGAUCUCAACCUUGUCCAGGCCCUCAGACAAUUCCUGUGGAGUUUCCGUUUGCCCGGUGAAGCCCAGAAGAUCGACAGAAUGAUGGAGGCGUUUGCUCAGAGAUACUGUCACUGCAACCCGGGUGUCUUCCAGAGCACCGACACAUGUUACGUUCUGUCGUUUGCCAUCAUUAUGCUGAACACGAGCCUCCACAACCCAAAUGUGAGGGACAAACCCGGAGUGGACCGUUUCAUCUCGAUGAACCGAGGCAUCAACGAGGGAGGAGACCUGCCCGAGGACCUGCUCAGAAAUCUCUACGACAGUAUUAAAAAUGAGCCCUUCAAGAUCCCCGAGGACGACGGGAACGACCUGACACACACCUUCUUCAACCCGGACAGAGAGGGCUGGCUUCUUAAACUUGGGGGACGAGUGAAAACCUGGAAACGACGAUGGUUCAUUCUCACAGAUAACUGCCUUUAUUACUUUGAAUACACCACAGAUAAGGAACCGAGAGGUAUCAUUCCCUUGGAAAACCUUAGCAUCCGUGAGGUGGAGGACCCCAGAAAACCUAACUGCUUUGAGCUGUACAUUCCCAACAACCGCGGUCAGCUGAUUAAGGCGUGUAAGACGGAGGCUGAUGGGAGAGUCGUGGAAGGAAACCACAUGGUGUACCGUAUCUCCGCCCCCACACCUGAGGAGAAGGACGAAUGGAUCCACAGCAUCAAAUCUGCUGUCAGUGUUGAUCCCUUCUACGAAAUGCUCGCUGCCAGGAAGAAACGUAUAUCACUGAAGAAGAAGGAGGAGCAGCCGUAGAGUAUUCCCUUCACUCUCUCCUUGUCUUCCUUUGUCCUUCUCAUCCCUCCUUCCGACACUGGACACAUGUUUUCAUUCCUGCUGCUCUCCACCUGUUCAUAAGGUCAUCAUUUCCCCUCUUUACCCCAAAAUGUAUCCUCUCCCUGUUAUGAGGACUCCUUGCUAUCCUGCCUACCAGACUCUUUAGAGCCACAUUCAGACUGUGGCAGCCUCUUGUUAUCUUACACUACUAUUAUUACUACUACUGCUGUUAAACACAACCUGACACACAACAGCCAGAGCACACCACCCGUCCCGUCUGCUCACCACUCUCCUCUCUCGUUGAGCAUUUAAGUGAACUGUGAAACGUGUCUUAGACCAUGUCCACACUAACGUUGGUGAUUUCAUUAACACAUUUUUCAUGUUUUGGGCUUUUCCACAUUUAACUAUGUUCUUAAAAUCACUCACAAAUUUGCAAACACUAGAAAAAGGCUGUUGGCUGUUUGCUGAAGCAGCUUGUGCAUGGUAAAUAGAAGAUAUUCAAUAUUUCUCUAUAUGUAUUGGAGUCUUUUAGGGUGAUUUCACACCUGUAGUUUGGUUCAUUUGUUCCGGACCAAGGGGAAGAAAGUUAUUUAAUUGUUGCAUUUUUGUUCUAGUCUGCGUCCAGUUUGCUGAUUUUUUUUUUUUUUUUUUUUACAACGUUUUGUCGUUUACAAACGAACCAAGAGGAACAUGAAGUGAUACAGACUGACUGUUAAUGCGUUGAUUUCACAGUUUUGGCAGUCGUCAUGGAGAUAUCUAACUCUGGAGUCUGAUAGAAGUAUAUGCAGCACUUUAAUGCUUCUGGUGUGUAUAUUUUUGUUAUUUGGUGUCACAAAGAGCUCAGAGCUCACAAAAAAUACUUCUUUUAAAAGCAUUAUCAGUAUUGUUCUACUACUGUUCUACUACAGUUUAACCACGUUAAUUAAUUAAUUAAUAAUGGCCGACAGGUGCUUUUUAACUCACUUAUUGCACUGACAGAGUUGGAUAUUAGCACCACAGUAUUAACAGAUAUUGAUCUUUAUAAUGAGUACCAAAUGAUUGCAUAAAUAGGUUAUACGGAUAAAUAUGCAUGUCUGAUUUACCAAUACCCCAAAAACACACUGGAGUUCAAUGACUGCUUCUUAAAAAAUAAUGGUGUGACAUUACUGUGGUUCAGGAAUAUUUAGGUUUAGGCAUAAUAAAAAACAUGUGGUUAGGUUUAGAGAAAAUACUGAUAUAUAAUACUGAGCGAUUGUCACAAAUUUCACAAUAUAUAUAUUGAUUUAUUUGUAGUUCAUCUUUUGAAAUAAUGCCAAAAAUCACAUACAGUCAUGGAAGAAAUUAUUAGACCACCCUUGUUUUCUCCUUGCUUUCUUGUUCAUUUAAUGCCUGGUACAACUAAAACUACAUUUGUUUGGA
Molecule: messenger RNA, 2757 nt
Organism: Centropristis striata (black sea bass)
Lineage: Eukaryota; Metazoa; Chordata; Actinopteri; Perciformes; Serranidae
Gene: cyth2
Product: cytohesin 2
Exons: 12
Coding region: 88-1338 (416 amino acids)
Biological process (GO): regulation of ARF protein signal transduction
Molecular function (GO): guanyl-nucleotide exchange factor activity
Source: RefSeq, a predicted model, not a curated record